Molecule: messenger RNA, 5340 nt
Organism: Stylonychia lemnae
Lineage: Eukaryota; Ciliophora; Spirotrichea; Sporadotrichida; Oxytrichidae
Source: the annotation of a GenBank genome assembly
AUGAGAGAUAAUGGUAUGAUGCUUCUCGAGGAUGAGGAAGGUGAAGACACUAGAUUUAACCAGGGAGGAAAGUCAGAUUCAAAAAAUUUUAAUAAAGGAAACAAGAUAGAAGAGAAAAUUAAGUUCAACCUCUUUAAUAUUUUCUUCUCCCUACUGAAAGGACUUAACAUGAAUCCCUGGAAAAUAUACACUUUAGUAGCUAUUGAAUUCAUAUAAUUUCUUUCUUUUCCUUUUCAUCCAACUUUGGUUUAAUAAUGGAAAGAUUAUGAUGUUAUGGACUAUGUAACAAAGGGAUUCUAAGUAUUCAGCAUAAAGCACUGGAUAAGAGAAGCAGAAAUAAGCUAUGACGAUUACUUGAUAGCAUUUUACAUCAUGAUAGUCUUUGUCUUUCUUAUUAUUAUCGACUUUAUUUAUGUAUCCUUUGCUGUCAACAACCAAAAACACUCAUUAUUUAUUUAUUUAGAACUACUACUCAGCAUUUUAUCAUGUGAGACGAAAUCUUAAGAGUAUUUGUCCACUUUACAUAUGGAUAUGCAAUUUGACCCAGCAGGGCCAGAUUUAUUAGUUAUGACAAUGUACAACAACAUUUAAUGCUUCACUUCAACGCAUGCCCUGCAUGCUACACUAUCCAUCUUGGUGUCAGUAAUACUCAUCUCAAUCACUCUAAUGAUCGUGUUUUUAUUGUUUGAAAGCAGAAAGCUCAAUUCAAGAGUUGACUUCUUUAUGAUUCUUUUGAAAAUGUUUUUAGUCAUUGUAUUUGCAUUUUUGCAGGAUGAGUCAUUCAAUGGAUUUAAAAUUUUAAUACUGGCUAUGUCUGUUCUCUAUGGUAUAUUUGCUUGGACAAACUAUAUGAUACUUUUGGGAGCAAUUUUAUCCAAAGCAAAUUUCGACAUGCUCUUAGUCAUUUAUCUUUUGGGAAUCCCUAUCGUUAUAGCCUUAAUUCUUACCCUUGAGAAUUAAAAUACAAAGCUUUUAUUAGCACCUUUAUUCAAGUUUUAAAAAGGUGAGGAUGCACUUUCACAGUUCAACCAGCUAAUCUUUCUGAUUGAAACAAAAGAUUCCAUCAGAGAGAGUGCUAUUUUGAUAAAGGGAUUUGUAAAUUAUCAUGAAAUGACUUGCGCUGAUGAGGAGUGUUCCCUAAAAUAAUACCAGAAGAAUGUUCUAAAGAGUCAAAAUUAAGGAAAUAGAUUGAAUCAACAUUCUAAGAUAAAAAUUAAUGGUUAAAAUGGUUAAGCUAAUGGAGCUUCUUCAUCUUAGAAACUUAUAUAAAAUGAAUCUAAUAGUUUACUUUUGAAUUUUACUAAAAAGCUACUUGAAAAAUCAAUCAAGAGAUUUCCUUAAUGUACAAUAUUAAAGAUCACUUAUUCGAAUUUCUUACUGGAUCAUAUGGGUGAUUCACUAAUGGAGAGUGGAAAAGAGAGCGGUGGAUUUGAAUAUGUUUCAGCAGUAAAUUUUGAGUAAAAUUACAGGAAGUGCAAAAACAAUAUUGAAAAGACAGCUUUAUUACACUAUGAACUUUGGAAUCACUUACUAGAAGAUUCACCUGAUCUAGGUAGACUUAGUGAUCUAGGGUUUAGAAUUGAUUACCAAUUAAAAUAAGUUGAGAUUCAUUGGAACUAAAUGUAAAUGAUUUACCCUAAUACUCCUAAAGCUCUCAAACUCUAUGCAUAAUUCUUAAUUGAUGUACUAAAUGAUAAAGAAGGUGGUAAUGAACUAUUAUUAAAAGCAAAGGAGAGUUCUUAAAUCAAAGCUAACUUUGACAUUGGAGGAAAUGCCGAAGAUAUGAUAGUAGGCGGAAUGGGUCUAAACUAAUAAGAUGGAUCUCCACUGAUUUAUAUAAGUGGGGAAAAUGAUAGAUUAGGUCUUAUUUCAAACCUUAAUUUAUCAGCAUGCAGAGUUUUCGGCUACCUCAGAAAAGAAGAGCUAAUGAAUAAAAAUAUAAAAGUACUUUAGCCAGGCAUCUAUCAAUUUUAUCACGAUGAAUUUAUUAGGUCAGCUUUGUUAAAAUCCUCGGAAUAGAUGACGAAUAAAGAGAGAAGUGUAUAUGGCAAACAUAUAUCUGGCUAUAUAUUUCCAUUAAGUUUAUAGAUAAAAUUCUUCUAGAGUUUUCUUCAUGGCAAAUAAUUUGUUGCAACUUUGAAAAGUGAGAAGAAAGGUAUAAAUGCUAGUGUCUCCUACGUUCUAGUUGAUAAGAAUGGAAUAGUACUUGAUGUUACCUCAAGUGCCAUUUAAUUACUUAACAUCGAUAAAUAAAAGAUGCUUAAAAAAAGAAUUAAAUAUGAUCUGACUCUAUUGAUACCCUCUUUAUUUAAUGGAGACUAGCAAAGAUUUUUUGGCAAAUAGGGUGAUAAGGUAGAAUUUUCCUACCCAGAAAUAAUUGAAAAUCAAGAAAAAAUAAAGCAAAAUGAGCAGAACAACGUAGCAGAGGAGAAUAAGAGUGAUCACAGUUUUACUUCAAUUGAAGAUGAUGGAGAAGCCUCUUAGAAUGGAUUAAAUUUCAAUAAGAGUUAGCAUGCUUUUAACAACGAGGAGAGUGACAAAGAUAACAACAAAAAUCAAAACUCUGGCAUGGAAAUGUUUGAUGAACAAAACAUUGAACUAAAUGUUAAAGCCUCUGAAAAGAAAGCAUAAUUUCACUGCAAUAUGUUUCCUAUUUAAUUCUAAUGUAUAAAUGGAGGUGAAACUUAGGGCUACUCUGUAAGACUUGAACUAAUCAAUGAGGAAAAUAAAGAUAGCAUCAGCGAUGCUUUUAAUUAAAUAGGAGGAAGAAGUAAAGUAAAGGAUAAACUGAAAAAAUAUGUGAAGAUGACAGAGUUUUAAUUUAGUUUUAACCCAAUCUAUAAGAAAUUUGUUAGAGAACUCAGAGAUGAAGAAAAUAAGGAUGCCUACUUGGAUAAAGCAUUGAGACAUGUUUAAAAGGAAAAUGAGAGAAGAGGAGAUGACAAGAAUAAAUUGACAGUAAUGAGUUACCUUAAUCAAAUGAAAGUAAAACUAGAAAAAAUUGAAGAAAGUAAAAAUGCUGCCAAUCUUGGAGAAGAUUUCAUUAAAGAAGUGGAUGAAUAUUCAUCUGAGUCAGAUGAAGAAUAUGGAGGUAGAAGAAGAAAACAUGAAAAAUCCAGCACAAUAAAGAGUUAUGAAACAAAUGAUGAAUCUAAGAAAGUAGAGACUGAAGGACUCACAUAAGAGUAAUAGAAAAAUAUGCAAAAAAGGAUCAAUCAACUCAUAGGUUAAAAAGGCAUUCAAAAUAAUGAGAGUGCAGAUAAACUUAUAGAGAAAAUUUAAGAAAUUACUGAUAUACUAAAGCAUAAAGCUAAAUGUGCAGAAGACAUUUAAACUUAUAGAGUGUUUGAAGGGGAAGUAUCUCUAGUUGAGGAAAUAUCAGGCAAUUUUCUGAUUAACAAAUCAGCAGAGACUACACAAGCGGAGACAGAGGAAGUGGAAGACGAUGAAAAGAAGAGUGAUAAGAUCGAUGAUAUCUUUAAAAAUUCUCUCAAGUCAAGAAAAGCAUUCUAAUCCCAGUUAAAUGAUAAAAGUAUGGUUCCAGCUGUUAAGAAUAUUCAAUACUCUGCCAAUUUUAUAUUGAUAUCACUACUUGUACUAACUAUCAUCGAAUAUUUGGCAGUUAGAGAUCAAUUCACCUAAAUUAAGUUGAAUUUCUAAGCUAUCUAAAAAACAUUUAUGAUGAUUUCAGAACUCUAAAGAUCUUCAUAUCAUGUAAGGGGUCUGGAGUUGUACAGUCAAAGUAUCCUCAAUCUCACAAAUUAAGAUUUGAAUUUGUCAAAAAGUGAUAUGAAGGAGUCAUUAAACAAAAUUUAUACACUAUAAAGCCAGAUUAAUCUCUAAAAAUUAUCUUUAAGCAAUGAACAUAGUACUCUUCUUGAUGGUAAAGUGGUAUAAAUGUAUUUUAAGCAAUAAGACAAUAUCGCUGAUAUCAAGGCAUUGAAUUUUUCAUUAACAGAAGGUCUUCUCUAAAUAUCAUCCUCAUUAUUUACUCUAACUAAUAUGGAUAAUAAGAGCUUCAAUGAUACCUAAGACGAUGUCUUUUACUUUAUGUAUAAUAACUUUAUGGACAUGCUUGAUGCUAUUUGGAAAUCAGUAAGACUCUAUGUCAUAGAGCUGAGAGAUAGAACAGAAAAUUAAGAAAUUAAUAGAGUAGUUUUUUAUACUAGCAUUGGUGUAGUAAUCAUUGCAAUAUUUUCCUUAAUACCAGUUGUACAUUUGGUAAACCUUAAAAAGAAGAAAUUUCUUGAGAUCUUUUUAGAAAUGGAUAAUAACAAUAUCAGAAAACUUGCAAAUAAAUGCGAAAAGUUUAUGAAUAUAUUAUAAGAUGAAGGGAAUGAUGAAAUGGACUCGAACGACGAAGAGUUAGAGGAGAUCGCAAGGCAAGAUUAAGAAGAUGAAUACUAAAUGUCCAAGAGAAGUAAAAAGAAGAAGGCUAAGAAUACAAUAAAAAACAACAAAGCAUUUAUAAUUAAGUUCAUUAUAGGAAUGAUGCUGAUCGAGAUCUAUUUCUUUGCUAACUUCUUUACUCAAAAUGCUUCUAUGAGUGCAUUUAAUGUAUAAUGCUCAGAGAUGAACAUGACUGGUUACAUAGAACCUCACUAUUGGUUUAGUUUGAAUGCACAAAGGGAGCUAUUUAAUGAUAAAAGCAGGCCAAUAGUAAACAGAAAUGCAUUUGAAGUUUCAAGAGAAGCUCUAUCCUAAGUAUAAAUCAUGAACUCUGUAAUGCAGCAGGAACAUCUUUAGAAUAGAGGUUCUACAGAUGAUGAAUACGACAAAGAAUUUCAAAACUCUAUGCUGAAUGAUGUUUGUCCAUCAUUUUUAGUUUCAGCUCAAUACAACUUUUAGAAUAUUACUGGAUAGUAGUGCGAUAAAUUCAUAUCUGGCUCAACAACUUAAGGACUACAUACAGUAAUUGUUAGAUAUGAAGAGGGAUUAAGAAGAACAUUAUCAAGUUACCAAAAAUCAAAUAAGACAGCUAAUAACGUCAAGACUAUUAUAAAUUCAAAAGAUCUUAGAGAUGUGUUUUAUGUUUAAAGACUCAUUAUCAGCCAAAAAAUGCAAGACAUAGUUUAAGUUCUUCAAGAUUCAAUUCAAACUAGAAUCAACAGCGAUUUGGAACUUAGACUUGCAUUCUUCUGCCUCUUCAUCAUUUUUCUUUUGAUGUUCUUUGUUUUAAUGUGGCUACCAUUCCUGAGUUAGCUUUCAAAUGAGGUUCAUCAAACAAAAAAGAUUCUUCUUGUCAUCCCAUUAGAAUUGCUUAUUAAUAUGAAGAAUCUGGCAACUCUAUUCAAUAAUUAGAAUAACUAGAAAAAUAAGGAGAAGAAGAAUAUUGGGUGA